Camellia sinensis is the source of this 756-nucleotide messenger RNA. The record is from RefSeq and is a predicted model, not a curated record. Lineage: Eukaryota; Viridiplantae; Streptophyta; Magnoliopsida; Ericales; Theaceae.
CAGGACAUUUCGAGUCCCACAACCAAACACACCUAGAAAGAAAGGUAACAGAUAGAUAGGAUUUGGAUGAGGCGCGCCAAAAAUCUCUGCAACUACCAACCACCGUCGAUGGCGUUCUCUCUCUCCUCCACCAUCAUCCCUCACACUAGGGUUUCCAUAAAUGUCUCCCUUACUCCAAUUCAACCUUUUUUCUCAACCCAACUUCCCUCAAUUCGAUCCAAGAGAACUCGCAGAGAACAAACAGUAGCUCCAAUUCGUCCCACACUUGGCCGCAUUCUCGCCAAAAACCCUUCAAUGGAAGUUAAAAACAGGCAUGAAAUUCUGACCAACUUAUAUACGUCAACUUUCGAAUGUGGAAGAAAAAGUUUUGAGAGCGCAGUUGCUGUGAUCCUUGUUUUUAUUCAAAUUGCAUCUCCAUUACCUUUAGCUUCUUGGAAUUCUUGGUCUAUUUCUCCCUCUGAAGCAGUACUUUAUUCACCAGACACAAAAGUUCCUAGAACAGGGGAACUAGCUUUGAGAAAGGCUAUCCCCGCAAAUGCAAAUAUGAAAGCUAUACAGGAUUCUCUGGAGGACAUCUCAUACUUGCUAAGGAUUCCACAAAGAAAGCCCUAUGGGACAAUGGAGGGUAAUGUGAAGAAAGCUCUAAAGGUAUCACUUUCUCAUGUAUAAUGCAGGAUUGCAGUGGAUGAAAAGCAAUCCAUCUUGAGUAGUGUACCAGCUGAUUUCAGGGAAAAGGGCUCAGAGUUGUAUGCAUCU